CUUGAUUUAGUAGCAAUGAAUAAAUUCAGUGUCACAGUUUUGUUGGCUUUAGUCCUUAUUGGAUUAUUUGCCGUUCAGAGUGAUGCAGGUUAUGGUUAUGAUCAAGGAUAUAAUGCACCAUGGCCAUACAACAAUGGUUACUAUGGCUAUAAUGGAUACAAUGGAUACCACGGACGUUAUGGUUGGAAUAAGGGCUGGAAUAACGGUCCAUAUUUAGGAUCAUAUUCGGGAAACAAAGGCUAUCUGUAUUAGUACUGAAACAAGAAAGUUAUCAAUAUUGAUAUGAAUGAUAGAUAAAUAAAGCUUUAUUUGUGUUU
Molecule: messenger RNA, 317 nt
Organism: Mytilus californianus (California mussel)
Lineage: Eukaryota; Metazoa; Mollusca; Bivalvia; Mytilida; Mytilidae
Product: neuropeptide-like protein 30
Exons: 3
Coding region: 16-252 (78 amino acids)
Source: RefSeq, a predicted model, not a curated record